Molecule: messenger RNA, 12724 nt
Organism: Rhineura floridana
Lineage: Eukaryota; Metazoa; Chordata; Lepidosauria; Squamata; Rhineuridae
Gene: ADAMTS5
Product: ADAM metallopeptidase with thrombospondin type 1 motif 5
Exons: 8
Coding region: 779-3535 (918 amino acids)
Biological process (GO): extracellular matrix organization; proteolysis
Molecular function (GO): zinc ion binding; metalloendopeptidase activity
Source: RefSeq, a predicted model, not a curated record
CACUCCCAGUUUCGUUGCCUUGCUCUCUUUCUCACCUCCGUGACCCCCCCUCCAUCGGUCCUUUUCCUUCUCCCUCUCCCUUUUCUCAGAGGUUUUCUCUUCCCUCCCCCCGUCUGAUUAAACGCGAAGGAAGUGUGGGAGUGGUGGUUUUGAAGCUCUCCCUUUAAGAGGCAGCCUGCAAUGACGAAUUGUUGAAAUUGCCAUUGCAGGAUCUAUAAAUUCAUUGUUCCACCUCCUCUCAUCUUCACAGCGCUCGCUCGUCUCCUCUUGUUCACAUCGGCAGACUGGGGAUAACAACAACGUCAAACAUCCAUAAACUCCGAGAGUGAGGCUUGAGAUUGAAUCUGGGACUUUUCUCCCACACCCUUACCGGCAAGGGAGGGCUUGUGUUCUUCCAUCUCCCUCUCUCACGCACGCACACGCUUUCUGUCGUCCGUCUCUAACUACAAACGAAACCAUCCCUUACAUCAAAAUAAAACUGAGAGACGGAGGAAGCCAAGGAGAUCCUCCGGACGGGAAUUGCUGGAAGUGCCGAUCUCACUCUGUCGGAUGACUCGGUGGCUCCAAGAGAGAAGUGUAAAGUCCUCCCAACUUCUCUGAUGCCUCCUGGCUGCUGGGAGAGCCGCGUUUCUCUCCCGCCUGUAGUCUUGACUCGCCCCGCCAAGACAGCAGCAGUAACAGCCACCAUCGCCUUUGUUAAAAACAGUCUGUUCUCGCCCUCUGAUCUCCCCUCCCGAUCCCCGACCCGCCAGGCGAUUACCCGGCUGCAGAGGCCACCAUGUUGCUGAAGUUUGUUUGUCUGCUGCUGCCUGCAAGCUUGCAAGCGGCGGCUGCCUGCUCCGCCGCUGGAGUUUCCCCAGCAACUUCAGCACCUGCCUAUGAUAAAGCUUUGCAGCUCUCCAACGGAACAGCAGGAGCGGCGGCUGCCCGAGCAGCGGGAGUCGUGCCCCCCUUCUUCCCGGAGCACCCAGCCAGCGGCAUCGUGGAGAGCGUCGACCAGACCUACUCGGGGGGUGGCAAGGUGGGCUACGUCCUCUACGCGGGGGGGAAGCGCUUCCUCUUGGAUCUGGAGAAGGACGCGCUGCUCGGCUCUACGGAGCAGCUGCUCCGGGGCAGGGGUCACUGCUACUACCGGGGCACAGUGGACGGGAGCCCCCAGUCCUUGGCGGUCUUCGACCUGUGUGGCGGUUUGGAUGGCUACUUUGCGGUCAAGCACGCCCGCUACACUGUGAAGCCUUUGCCCCGGGAAAAGGCGGAGGACGGCGAGGAGGAGGUGGAGCCCGCUAGGGAGCGGAUCUACACCGAUGCUUCUGACCGGGUGGUACACCUCUUCUUCAGGGAUCAUUUCUGCUUCGAAACGCUGCCUUCUCGCCCCAGCUGCGAAACUCGCGGGUCUGCCAGGCCCCCCUUUCUGGAUCAAAAGAGACUGACGCGGGAGCAGGAGGAGAUGGAUUUUACCACCAGGGCGGCGCUCUCCGCCAUCUUCUCCCCAGCGGCGGGCUCCAGAAACAGGAAGCGGCGCUCCAUCUCGAGGGCCAGGCAAGUGGAGCUUCUCCUGGUGGCCGAUGACUCCAUGGCCAAGAAGUAUGGUAAGGACCUCCAUCACUACCUGCUGACCUUGGCCACCAUUGCCUCCCGGCUCUAUGGGCAUUCCAGCAUUGAGAACCACAUCCGCCUGACGGUGGUGAAGAUGGUGUUACUGGGGGACAAGGAGAAGGGCUUGGAGGUGAACAAGAAUGCAGCCACCACACUCAAGAACUUCUGCAAGUGGCAGCACCAGCACAACCAGCUGGAUGACGAGCACGAGGAACAUUACGAUGCUGCCAUCCUUUUCACCCGUGAGGAUUUAUGUGGGCAUCAUUCAUGUGAUACUCUGGGAAUGGCUGACGUUGGAACCAUAUGCUCUCCUGAGCGCAGCUGUGCAGUGAUUGAAGAUGACGGCCUCCAUGCGGCUUUUACGGUGGCUCACGAAAUUGGACAUCUCCUUGGACUUUCCCAUGACGACUCCAAAUUCUGUGAGGAGAACUUUGGUUCCAUGGAAGAUAAGAGACUUAUGUCUUCCAUCUUGACAAGCAUUGAUGCUUCUAAACCAUGGUCCAAAUGCACUUCAGCAACAAUAACAGAAUUUCUGGAUGAUGGCCAUGGUAACUGUUUACUGGAUCAACCACGAAAACAGAUCUUGGGCCCUGAAGAACUUCCAGGACAAACAUAUGAUGCCAUUCGUCAAUGCAAGCUAGCAUUUGGGUCUGAAUACACAGUGUGUCCUGGAAUGGAUGUGUGCUCUCGUCUGUGGUGUGCAGUUGUUCGCCAAGGUCAGAUGGUGUGUUUGACCAAAAAACUCCCUGCUGUGGAAGGGACGCCAUGCGGAAAAGGAAGGAUCUGCCUUCAGGGGAAAUGUGUUGAUAAAACAAAGAAAAAAUAUUAUUCGGCUUCAAACCAUGGGAACUGGGGAUCCUGGGGGCCUUGGGGACAAUGCUCUCGUACAUGUGGUGGAGGUGUCCAGUUUGCCUAUCGUCACUGCAAUAACCCAGCACCUAGAAAUAAUGGCCGGUAUUGCACAGGAAAGCGGGCCAUCUAUCACUCCUGUAAUGUCCUGCCCUGUCCUGCCAAUGCUAAAGCUUUUCGCCAGGAACAAUGUGAAGCAAGAAAUGGCUACCAAUCUGACGCAAAAGGUGUCAAAACCUUUGUAGAGUGGGUCCCCAAGUAUGCAGGAGUGCUGCCAGGAGAUGUUUGCAAGCUCACCUGUCGAGCCAAAGGAACUGGCUACUAUGUAGUUUUUUCUCAAAAGGUGACAGAUGGAACUGAAUGCAGGCCGUAUAGUAAUUCAAUCUGUGUCCGUGGCAAAUGUGUGAGAACGGGAUGUGAUGGCAUUAUUGGUUCAAAGUUGCAGUAUGAUAAAUGUGGAAUCUGUGGUGGAGACAAUUCCAGUUGCACAAAAAUUAUGGGAACCUUUAAUAAAAAGAGUAAGGGCUACACAGAUAUUGUGAAAAUACCAGAAGGAGCGACACACAUCAAAAUCCGACAGUUCAAAGCUAAAGACCAGACUAGAUUCACAGCUUAUUUGGCCCUGAAAAAGAAAAAUGGUGAGUACCUUGUCAAUGGAAAGUACAUGAUCUCAACCUCAGAAACCAUUAUUGACCUCAAUGGAACUGUCAUGAACUACAGUGGCUGGAGUCAUAAAGACGAUUUCUUGCAUGCAAUGGGACACACAGGCACAAAGGAGAUCUUUAUUGUGCAGGUUCUUGCAACUGACCCAUCUCAACCAGUGGAUGUCCGUUACAGUUUCUAUGUGCCAAAGAAGCCAACCAAAAUGACAAACUCUGUCACCAGCAACAGCAGCAGUAACAAACAGAUGCCACCACUCACACAACCCCAGUGGGUGACCGGACCAUGGCUUGCUUGUUCUCGAACGUGUGACACAGGCUGGCAUACAAGAACUGUCCAGUGUAAAGAUGGGAAUGAAAAAUUAGCUAAAGGAUGUCUCCUGUCUCAAAGACCUUCAGCAUUCAAGCAGUGCUUGCUCAAAAAAUGUUAACCUGUGGUUGUGUGGGCUCCUUAAAAAGGAGUCUAAUUAAGUCAUAGUUGACAUAUUGACAUAAGAUCUACCCAGGCACAGAGAAAAGCCAACACUGAUAUACUUUCAUAUUGUCUGAAAUUAUGGGCAGAAUCUGCCUAUUUGGACCAAAUGAAGAUAUGCACUGCUCUGAGUCAUAGUGAGGUGAUCUUAAUAUGUCAAAGGCACUAAACAUUAGUUGUUACAAGCCCUUUGUUCCUGCAAAUAAGAAGAGGAUAAACCAGUGAAUCAUCUCCCUUUUCUCACCUACCUCUAAACACAGUAUGUCCUUAGACAACUUGUCAUACUUACCCAUGAUACCACAAUAGCUUCUUUUAUACUAAUUGUAAAUAUCUUUGCUUUGGUAUGUCACUUUAUAAUCACUUGGUCUUCUCAUGAAAGAACAAUGGCCUUUCUGUGUGACACAAGUGAUUGACCAAAGUAUAUCUGCAGCCAUUGAGGAGUCCUUCAUCUUUUCAAAAAUGGCUAUGGAUAUUUUACUGGAAAGCUAAAGAACUUGCUGCUGUAUAAAAAAAAUUAAUUUUCGACAACAGGAAACACAUUUCCAUUCUAGGAAUUUCUUGACAUCAGAGUUUAGUUCUAUAUUAAUGCCUUUCUCGUAUAGGCACACCUCUGCAGCAGAAAGAAAAGAGCUGCUAGUAUGCUUCUUUAAAAGAAAAAAGGGCAUACUUAAUUCUGUAUUAGUAAUUUAGAGGGGGGCAACUAUGUAAACUACUUAAGACAUGAACCAAUCCCAUAUGUGCAGCCCCCCAAAUGGCAGGGAGAUGGUGUGAGGGAAUUCCACAUGUGGAAGCACCAUGUAUAAGUAGGAGUUUGCUGAAGGACUGGAUCAUGCCCUCAGUGUCUUCUAACUCAAAUAUUCUGUUCGCAUCUUUCUGUGAAUAUUCUGAAAUAUUCUGUUCUUUUUAUUAGUUUCACUGUGGCUUCUACUGGAAAUCUAACAAUGUAAUGAAUUGGUUAUCUACUGAGGAAGCUCUGACAAAAUCAAAAAACAUAGCAAGUGUUUUUUGCAUGUAGCAAUAUAUUGACCAAUAUUUCUAAUUCUGGGAUACAUUUUACAAGUAAGACAACCGAGACCAGAGAUCUGCACAUGCUCAGCUAUGAACAAAGAUCUUUUAUGUGCACAAACUGUCCCAUUACUCCAAUGAAGGAAGUGCAAACUUUUGCACAUGUGGAUUGGGUCAUCCAUUGACGUGAAGGGGGCAUUAUUUCAGGUGCACCUCAAAAUUCCCAUACAAUGAAGGGUACCCAUGCACAAUUUUUUUUUGUUUUUUUAAAACAACAACUAUAGAAGAUAUUUAUAUUUGAGACAUUGCAUAUUUUUGUAGAUUAAGACUGCAGUCCAAUACCCAUUUACUUGGGAGUAAGCUCCAUUUAGCAUAAUGGGACUGACUUUCAAGAAAAUAUGUAUAGCAUUGCGCAGUUAGGGCCACAAGAAAAUAUAGUCAAAUUUAAAAGUGAUAGUUGUUGUGAAUAUUCAUAAGAGUAUUUACACAAAUCAAAUGGUGUGGGUUUUUUCCAUAUCAUAGGCAAAUGGAACUUUUCAUUUUAGAAAGGUAACAUAAAUACCUCAUUGGAAAUCAGGUAAAUUUAAUUCAGUUUUGGAUCACGUUGAUAUAAUGUGGAUAAAACAAUGUAUAUUGGUAUAAAAUGUGGGUGGAAAUUGCACCUCUGCUCCCAGUGCCUUCCACAAAUAUUGGAAGUAUAGGCAAUUCUGCCUUCUUGAUUUUUCAUUAAAAUGUAGUUACAGAUUUCAAUGGAAUCAGGACUGUAUCCUAAAGCAGCCUUUCCCAACCUUGGGUCACCAGAUGUUGUUGGACUACAACUCCCAUCACUCCCAGCCAGCAUAGCCAAUGGUCAGGAAUGAUGGGAAUUGUAGUCCAGCAACAUAUGGUGACCAAUGGUUAGGAAAAGCUGCCCUAAAGAUCCAGAUUUAAUUUUCAUUAACAUUUUGAUCCAAAAUCUUCACACUCCAGCACCAGUUCUGAUGUUACUCUGGAACAAUGGUCAGAAUGUAUCAUUUUAAGCAUUUAUUUUAUGAUGUAGCAAACUUUAGGGUGAACAGAUCAAAUCUACACUGUUAAACUACUCCAUAUUUAUGAGCCAGGAGUGGGGAACCCGUGGCACUCCAAACAAAUUAUCCCUGAUCAUUGACUGUGCUAGCUGGGGCUGGACUCCAACAAUUUCUGGAAGGUAUCGACCCCGAUAUAAGCCUGGUUUACUAGAAUGAGGCUUUUAGCUGUGUGACAUUUGGAGAAUUAGAUGGUCAAGUAGAGCUCUGGUAUUUAAUAUGAACAGAGUAGCUCUCGCAUUUAUGAGUAAUAGCUGACUUGAUUGGAGAUAAUCAACAAUUAUGAUUGAUAGUUGCACUUUUACAUCUGGGUCACAAAGUGAUCAGUGGCAGGGCAGUAGGCAGGGAAGGGUGGAAGGCAGAGAAGCCAACAGUAAGCAAGGGCCAGAGCCAGUGACAAGUUGAGCCAACUAAUUCUAGUUUUAUUCCCAUUCUCCUUCCUGCUGAGUUCUGAAAUGGCAACACUGGGACUAAGACAGAAGAAUGACAGGCAGUGUCCGUGCCCUGGACUAGUUGUAAGUAGGCGACAUGUGGGGGCUGGCUGAGAGCAGGCUUAGAUUGGUGGGGAGUUCCCCAUUUGCCCUAACAGACUAGCCUCCACUGAAAGUGACAUUGGAUUGAAUAAUGUAGGUGCAUUUGCUAGGUACAUAAUAUGGAGAUCCAAAUGAACAGUUGUGGUUUCCAGAAAACACAUGGCCAGAACAAACAGCUGUUCUCCAGUUCAUCUCUAGCCAUAUGUAGCUCUGCAUGACUAGCUAUGGCAGAGUAUGGAUGGUAGUGCACAUCCUGAUGUGCAUCAGAAUGUGUAUCCCAUCUAUAGCAAAGCGUGAAUUAACAUCUACAUUCAGAUGAACAUCUAGAUGUGCCUCCAGUUUACACCUGCAAUUCCUGUUCCUAAGAAAGAGAUCCACAUAUGGAAGACAGUUCUGCAUAAUGGUUCCAUCAGUGACUAUGGGACUGGGAGAAAUACCAGUUCAAUACAUUAUUUGAGACACACUCUGCUCCAAAUUAUGGAGGUUCUGAGAUUUUCAGCCUCUCUCAUACCAUUAAAACAAUUCAGCAAGAAAUAACCUUAUGUACAUAAUCAAGUAGAUCGAGCUGUCUAUAGAGAAAAGAUGCAACCCUUUCUUCAGUUUUCUUGGGAUGUGAUCAGUUUCUCUCUAACAAAAAAGAGGAAGGGAAGUGCAAAGAUUAAAAAAUAAAAUGAGAUAAACCUCAAACUGGUGCUGAUCUUCAACGCUUAAUCUUUUCAUAUUGAUUCAAGAAUUCAAUUUGGCACAAUCUUCAGGCUCACUUUUCAAUAUUCCCCUAAAUUCUUCAUGAUCAGAGUCCUGAGGUGCUUGAAAAUUAUGGAGUUGUAUCAGUCCAUCACUGUUCCCGGAAACAGUGGGGGGGGGGGAGGAUGUAUAGCCCUCCAGAUGUUGUUGGACCCCAAAUCCCAUCAGUCCCAGCCAGCAUGGCCAGUGGUCAGGGAUGAUGGGAGUUGUAGUCAAACAACAUGCAGAGGAUCACAGAUUCCCUAUUCCCGCCUUACACUCAAGUAUUUCCACACAGUAGUAUGGGAAACUUUUAACUAAACAUAGUCCAUUCAAGGACAGGAAAGGGAAAACUCGAAAAGGAAGAAGCUACUGAAUUCAGUAGCCUAAAUGCAGAGAUGGUAUACAUACAGUGCAAUCCUAUACAUGUAUGCUGAGAAGUAAGUCCAUGAGUUCCAUGAAGCUUACUUCCAAGUAAGUGUGUUUAGGAUUACAGCAAUAGUGAUCAAAGUUACAGAGCACGUGUAAGUUACCCAAACUCAAAUAAAAGGAUGAACAGAGUGUAAAUUUCAGUUUCACUACAUCAUGAUCAUAGGACAUGUGUGAUAUACUAAUCAUAGUACAUUUUAGCAAGAAAUAAAGAGGCAAAAUAAGGAGGCCUGUGUGUUUUGACCUUUUCCUGCACCCUCCUUACAUCUCUCAUUCUUCCACGUUGCUUUCCGCACUCAUUAAUGCGAAACUGGUGCCAAUUGUGUCACUUUAUCAUUUGACUGUUUGAAGCAGGUCAAUCCCAGGGACUCAGAUCUAGUCACCACCUGAUUUACUGUUUCGUGGGCAGAUCUUCUCUGAAAAUUCUUCUAGCUAAAGGGGAGCAUAUCCACUGCUAAAACACAACUAGUGCCACAAUUCAGUGCAUCUCUGCACAUUGAAUGCUAAUUUUCCAAAUUAUCCUCUACGCUAGAAAGCCAAGCUGUAACCUUCAAGCCUCAUGUUGUCACUGUACAAAACUUCUUGAGAAUAAAUGGUUUGACUUAUUGCCACCAAUACUAUUGAACAUAUCUGGAUGCAGUCACUUUCCCAUGGAAACUUUAUCCCAUGGGGAAGAAGUGGGAAAAUAUGUUGGUAGCUGAUCACAGAUGUAAAAUUUUUUAAAAAAAAAAAACAUACAAGAAAGCAAAAAGUAACAUAGCACUGAAAAAAAUAAAUAAUUUAUUGUUUUUACAAAUUGAUAUGUGAAUGGAUGUAAUGGAUUUAUUUAUUCUUAUUUAACGUGAAAUGCCAGCUGUGGAAAUUAUUCUAUAUUUAAAUUGUUUUGCUAUCACUUCUUUGUCUAUCUUUAUCUCCCUUUUCCCCCUUAAAUUCAUGCCUUAUAUUUGAAUGGAAAGUACUAUGUGAAUUUAUCAACGCACAGCACUGGUUGCUUUUAUAUUGUUUUUAUUUGAUUGUUAUGGAAAGUGUGCGUAUGUGAAUGUGGUGUAUGCAUGUGAGAGUAUGGUAAAUAGUAUGAAUAAAGAUAUUUGGGUGUAUGGAAGUGCGGGUGUUUUCACAUAUAUAAACAUACAAAAUGCACAUGUAUACAGAUAUGUAUAUGUAUACUGAUAUAUUUUACAGUCACAGCUUUUCCUUAUAAUUACUUCGCCAUGUAUUAUUUUCAAAGUUUGUACUUACCGGGUGGAAUCCGAGGUUUAAAUAUUUUUAAGAGCCCUCUCAUGUCACCUCAUUCUAGUGCCUCUAGGGCUGCUCCUGCUAUUUCAGACAUUAACUGCAUAGCUUCCUCUGGAACCCAGAACCUCUUGGGGAAGCUGUUUGUGUGAAGUAAUUCUCCUAUAAUUUCCAUGUAUUCACCUGCAGCCCCUGCUCCUUUUGAAAAUGAUGGAUUUGAUGAUUUGACUUAAACCAUUAGUGGGCCCCUUAAUAUAAAUGGCUUCCCAUGCUGGCGGUAUAUAGGCAAUUCCCCAUUUCAUUUGUGGUUAUGCUAUCAAAAUAAUGUCUGAAGUGGGUUUGUCUCACAAGCUCACUUUGAAGCUGUUUGCACUGGUAUUAUGACAAACUAAUUGCACAAACCAUUUUCUGUGGGCAGCAAAAUUGUUUUGCCAGAGCAAAACAUGGUUACCGCAGAGAUGGCAGUCAUUUAUUUCAUAUCCCACCUUACAGGUGGCAGUGGGCUUCAAAAUCAAUAAGACCUAACUAUACAUAUAUCAGUUAAUGCUCGUUGAUUUCAAUGGGGCUUGAACGUGACUGUAGUAAAUAGCUCACAGUUCAUAUGGAGAGCAAGGCAGUUGAUUCAAUAGUCUCUGCAUCUGAAGCUGAACAGGCAUAUACUCUAAGACAUGUUGUUCAAAGUCUAAAGUCUAGUGUGCCAAAUAUGACAGGACAGGGGCACCUGAAGAUUCCUGGCAGCUCUGCAGUACCAGAACCAAAAGGUUUCUCUCAUACAUGCAUUUCCCCAUUGCUUCUAAUAAAAAUAUGUCAGAGCUGCUUCCAUUUCUUCCUCAGAAAAGCUUCAGAUAACCUGAUUAGGGAGAAUGCCAUUAGCAUACCCAGGAGAAAUAAUAAGUACUAGCUUUGGCACAUCCUCAGUGCAAACAAUAGAGGCCUGAGGAUGAAGAAAAGUCUGGUUCAUGUUUCUGGGUGAAAAACUGCUGAUGAUCUAAGGGUGCAAAAGCAACUAAAUCAAUCAUUGUUAAUGAGACAACUGGCUUACGGAACCAGGUUCCCCUAAAUCAUAUUGUAAAUGCUGCAAGCCUGUGUCCAUUUACCUGAGAGUAAACCCUAUUUCACUCAGUGGGACUUCCAAAUAGACAUGUAUAGUAUUAUACUGUCAAUUUGGAGUAAUCUUGGAGCAUUUUUACUUGUUAAAGGGAAAUUCACUGCUGCAAAUCAAAAAAAUGCAACAAGUUAGACCAACAGUAUUAGUAAUUCUGAAAUAUAUUUAGACCAUUCCGUUUGGAAGCCAUCACAUUUUGCCAAUUAGUUUCAGCUGGUUGUUCCAUCCUCAUGGUUUCAAAUUACUGGUAAGUCCAAAUAUGACAUCUGAAACAUUUUUUUUAAUGGCCAGAAAACCUAGAAGCUACCACCAUUUCACAUAUGCAAUAACUGAUGAAUUUUGUGAAGUAGUUGGCUUCACAAGAAGAAACUGGUUUCACUAGGUGCACAUCAAAGAAAUGCAUGCACUUAUUUAACGCUAUGAAUAAUUCCACAGAGAUUAUUUUGCCGAUAGUGCUCCUUAACAAUGCAAAAAUAUGUAAUGCUUUCUGUCUAUAAAAAGCAAGAGCAGAUCUUUCACAGUGACUCAAAAACUCUAGCAACCUGACUGUUGUAACAUCAACCUAGUACAUACAUUUCUCAAUAUACGGCAUCUAAGAUAAGUAUGAGCGUUUCAUUAGCUUUUCCUUCCAUGUACAAGUUUAUGUAGUUUUCCAAGACUGUCCAGUUUCACAAUUCAAUUGUUUUAGCAUUAGUAAAUAAGUUCUGAUGUUCAGAUUUUGCCUGAAUACUGGCCUAUAACUUACUUUGUCCUUAAAUGUUUAAAUUCACACUCUUUAGAAUGCGAAAAACAUUUAAGGGCAGGCACUCUAAUUCAGCAAAUCAGUACUUUUAAUUCUAUAACUAAUUUGGAAAUUCUCAUGUUUAUUAUUCAGUGGAGCAAGAUAAGGUGUAGGUGUUGUCUACCACAGCUGAAGGCAUAGUGUCACAAUGAUUAGGAAGAAAGACAACACACUGAAAAUGUGUUUUUAUACCAGCUGAAGACAUUUCUAUAUAAAAAAUUAGAUAUAUAUGCAAAUAUGUAGCAAUUCAUGUAUCGUUAUAAAAAUGCAUACUGUAUAUGGAUGAGCAAGGGGAUCUAUAUCAGCCUUCACAAACCUGGUACUCCAACCCAGUAGUUUUGGACUACAACUCCCAUCAGCUUCAGCCAGCAGAGUCUGGGAUGGGAGUUGUAGGCCAAAACAUCUGAAGAGCACCAGGCUGGCGUAGGCUGAUGUAUUUGAUUUUUGGAUACAUAGUGUGCAUUUAUUACUACCACUACAUCAGUCUAUGCCCAGAAUAACUUCACAAGAGUUGACAAUUUACAUCAUUAAAUAUGUGAAAUGCAUGCAAAAUACAUUUUACAAACAUUAAGUAAAAUUUGAUGUGUUAUACUAUAAACACAUGAUGGCACUACUCAGCAAAACCCAUUCAAAACAUACAGGGAACUGCUCCUUCGAAUGCUAUACUAAAACAUCAGUGCACCAGGAAAAUGUUGAGAGCUUCAUCAUCAGUUUAAAAGUUGUUACAGAGAAAUAAAUGGGGGGUAUGAAUACACACAUAAGGCAGAAAAGACUGAGAUAGUCUAGGACUCCCUAGAAUAAACAUUUAUGGAGGUCUUACUGUUGGAAGACGACUUAGAAGCAGUAGGUUCAGUCUUACUGCCCUGACAGGACACAUUGUGGUAAAACAUGGGCAGACAGUCUAUGGCAAGCAUGCUACACCACAGCAGUACUUCACAGUCCUCCCUGACAGGAGGAUAGAAGCUCCAAGGCUUGUGCCUGGUUAAGGUAUAAAGUCUGGCUUGCAGUCUUGUCUGUGCAGCAGCUCCAGCAGAGCACACUUCAGAUAUAAGUUCUGGCACACAUGUCAAAAAUGCCAGCCUUCACUUGACUAAAGCACCACAACCUCGCUUUUUUCCUUUAACGUUACUAACGAAGGCAAACUCCACAACUGCUCUGAGUAGGGAGGAGGGAGAAAUCUUGCAUUUCAAGCCAAAUCUAUCAAACCUGCACUUUCUGAAAUAACAUGAGGACCAAAACACAGCCAUCUUUCCAAAUGGGCACUUAGCCAAAUUUUGUGAUGCAGCUCACCAACCAAUGUUUAUAAAAAUGCAUAUAUUAGGGGGAAAUGUGCAUAAAAUGAAUAUAUUAGUAAAAAGAACAUACAAAAACGCAUCCUAUUAGAAGAAAUUGCUUGCAAAAAUGUGUAUGUUGGUCAAAACUGCAUACAAAAAUGUAUUUAUUAGGAGAAAUUCACACAAAUGCUGGUAAAUUUUCAUGGGGGGGUUGAUUCACAAAUUACUGCAGAAAUGUAGAGAACAAUUUAAGAUGAGAAAAAAAGAAAGAUCCUAAAUUGACAGACCUAAUCUGCAGUCAACCUUGGGCCAGUCACUGUUUCUCAGCCUAACCUACCUCACAGGGUUGUUGUGAGGAUAAAAUGGGGAGGGAGGAACCAUGUAUACCACCUUGGGCUACUUGGAGGAAAGGUGGAGUAUAAACGUAAGAAAGAAAAAAAGCUUCAGAUGGAGACAGGUAGAUAUUCCAAAUCCUUCACCAUGUAUAUUGUUUCUUCUGUUGGAUUUUCCCAUUUCCUUCUGACAAUGUAUUGACCAAAGCUGGUCAGUGUUCCAGAUGAGAACCAACACUGCUAAACUAUAAAGGUGCUAUAAAUUCUUGGGUCUUUCAUAUGAAUCUGCUGUUGAUGCCAAGCAAAAUAGGAUUUGUUUUCUUUUUGCAUUUACUGGCCUUAUAUUAAAACAGUUCAUUAUUGAGUAUUUGUGUGGCCACUGUGUUCUGUAAUGCCUUGCACUGGGUGUUUUCAACCGUUAUUGGUAAUAUAAGUACACCUUAGGAAGCUAAUGUCUGUGUUGCCAGCUUUUUAUUUUUCUUUAGGAACAUGACUUACCAUAGUCAAUUAACACUGGAGAACACUGCAGUGUCAGCCAUUGUACAAGAUUUGUACUGUACUAUGAAAUGUUAAAGGCCAAUGCUUGAUUCUAUACAACUAUGACGAUCAGUGUAUAAGAGACCAGUUGUGAUCUUAACUGAUUUCGUGGCUUCAGUUAAAGUAUUAAAG